UUUCUGCUGUCGGCCAAUCACAGCCCUCUCUGGGGCCUCGGGACUUUCCCUUCUCGGACCAAUCAGAGGUCUAGCAGUGCCUCGGGAGCCAACAGCGCAACAACUGAUAAAAUGUUUCACCACUGACCACCGUUCAAUCCACAACAAGUGUGUCAACAACAACAAGACCGGAGAACAAGUUCAGGAUUUGCACGCAUAGCCCUAAAAAUCACCAACUUUGUAGAGAUUUGACUGUUACGCUUAUCAGGAUAUCCCAUCACCCAUUUCGAAGGAUUUUCGGAAGAAGUUUCCCAUUUUAAGAUUGCCUGUCUAAGGGGUUGUUGUGGCAUCGUACCCAAGAGGAACGAAGCUGCUUGCCGCUUCGCCGAGUUCUAAACAUCGGAAGACAACCAAGGACCUCUUAUUAGUAUCUUUCGCCUGGCAGGAGAAUCCACCUUAAAUCUUCCGUAUCGGAGUGUAAGGAAAAAUGACAGCCUUAGCGGGGGGCAUACCGAGAAUGAUGCGCCCCACGCCGCCACAAAACUAUCCGAGAGGAGGAUACUCUCUUGAAGUUUCCACGCCAUUAGGUCAGGGUCGAGUAAACCAACUCGGUGGAGUUUUCAUAAAUGGACGGCCUUUGCCUAAUCAUAUUCGACACAAGAUCGUGGAGAUGGCCCAUCAUGGCAUCCGACCAUGCGUUAUCUCCCGUCAGCUCCGAGUGUCACACGGCUGUGUGUCCAAAAUCCUGUGCAGGUACCAGGAGACUGGAUCUAUCCGACCCGGUGCUAUAGGAGGAAGUAAACCCAAGCAGAGUACAACGCCCGACAUAGACAAGAAAAUCGAAGAGUACAAGAGAGAAAAUCCUGGUAUAUUUAGCUGGGAGAUCAGGGAUAAGUUACUCAAAGAUGGGAUAUGCGACCGCAACAAUGUUCCUUCAGUGAGUUCAAUCAGUCGCACUUUGCGAUGCAAAUUCGGAGGAAGUGCCGAAGACGAAGAUGAGGAGGACGAAAUGGAAAGGAGAGCACUGGACGAAAACGAGAGAAGAGGCAAACACAGCAUCGAUGGCAUUCUAGGCGAUAGAUCGAGUCACUCUGAUGAGGGUUCCGAUGUGGACUCAGAACCGGGCCUGCCCUUGAAGAGGAAGCAGCGGCGCAGCAGGACCACCUUCACGGCCGAGCAGCUGGAGGAGCUGGAGCGGGCCUUCGAGCGCACACACUACCCCGACAUCUACACCAGGGAGGAGCUGGCCCAGAGAGCAAAGCUCACAGAGGCACGCGUGCAGGUUUGGUUCAGCAACCGGAGAGCUCGCUGGAGGAAGCAGGCUGGGGCCAAUCAGCUUAUGGCCUUCAACCACCUAAUCCCUGGAGGCUUCCCCCCCUCGGCUAUGUCCAGCCUGCAGCCCUACCAGCUAUCGGACAGCCCCUACCCUCCCUCAUCCAUAUCGCAAGUGUCGGAGCAGGCCAGCACAGUGCACCGGCCCCAGCCUCUGCCCCCCACCUCUGUGCACCAGACGGGUCUGAGCUCCACGGCGGGGGCCCAGGAGGGUGGCUCGGCCUACUGCCUGGCCUCCGGACGCCACGGCUUCUCUGGCUACUCCGACAGCUUCGCGCCCCCGCCCGGCCACUCCAACUCAGUCAACCCCGCCAUCGGCAACGGCCUCUCCUCUCAGGUGAUGGGUCUGCUCAACCCCGGAGGAGUGCCCCACCAGCCCCAGGGUGACUUUGCCCUCUCUCCACUGACGGGCGGCCUGGAGCCCAACCCAGGCAUGCCCACCAGUUGCCACAGCUCCCAGCGUCUGGAGGGGCUACCAGGCCUACCCAGCAUGCCCAGCUCCCAGUCUUACUGCGCCCCGACCUACGGCUCCCCCGCCUAUAGCGUGGACCACGUCACCUCGUACCAGUACGGCCAGUAUGGGCAAAGUAAGGUGCCUUUCAUUAUUUGAAGCCCAACAUUGCCUGAGUGGAGGAGUUCAGUGGACGCUCUGAUGCUUGACUCUUGCGCCUGUCUGAUCCAGCAUCCCCACUCCACCCCCCCCCCACCCUCUCUGAACCACUGCUUCCCCCCGCCCCCCAGACCCCACCACACACCACCUACCCCAACAUGCCCUUGGACUGAGGGAGACAACACGGAGGAGAGGGGAGAGAGGUUGUUUUUGGAAAUGGAGG
Clupea harengus (Atlantic herring) is the source of this 2144-nucleotide messenger RNA. It is a transcript of the gene pax3a, whose product is annotated as paired box 3a. Lineage: Eukaryota; Metazoa; Chordata; Actinopteri; Clupeiformes; Clupeidae. Gene Ontology annotation, biological process: regulation of transcription by RNA polymerase II; anatomical structure development. Gene Ontology annotation, molecular function: DNA-binding transcription factor activity, RNA polymerase II-specific; RNA polymerase II cis-regulatory region sequence-specific DNA binding. The record is from RefSeq and is a predicted model, not a curated record.